Messenger RNA from Megalobrama amblycephala (Wuchang bream), 2124 nucleotides. RefSeq names its product transcription factor 15 (gene tcf15). The record is from RefSeq and is a predicted model, not a curated record. Gene Ontology annotation, biological process: regulation of transcription by RNA polymerase II; developmental process. The transcript is spliced from 2 exons. Lineage: Eukaryota; Metazoa; Chordata; Actinopteri; Cypriniformes; Xenocyprididae. The coding region runs from base 239 to 790 and encodes 183 amino acids. Gene Ontology annotation, molecular function: DNA-binding transcription factor activity, RNA polymerase II-specific; RNA polymerase II transcription regulatory region sequence-specific DNA binding; protein dimerization activity.
UGCUCCUGCUUCAGCUGCUCGCGCAUGGAAUGACUGUAAGGACACACAUCAAGAGGAUCUUUUAACAUGUUAUGAGAUCUAUCAACUGCUGAAAGCACACCAGAGAAACACACAUCAGGCUUUGGCGAUGCAGUGUUUGCGUGGCUAGUGCUUGACAACAAGCCAUAAUUUCCUUUUGGAUACUUUGGAUACUUUCCUCUCGGUUUCAUCGAGCUCUUGUCCAAAUAUUGUUUUAGUAAUGGCAUUUGCCAUGCUGCGGCCCAUAGCUACUCAUCUAGCGUACUCGGAUGUUGCCAUGAUGUCCGAGGAUGAGGAAAACCGCAGCGAGAGCGACGGCAGCUCGGAGCAGAGCUACGGUUGCUGUCCCAGCGCGGAGAAGCGGCGGAGGAUGUCACGCAAGUCCACGGUGAGCAGUGUGGUUAUAGUAAAGCAACGGAACGCAGCGAACGCGCGGGAACGUGAUAGAACGCAGAGCGUCAACACGGCUUUCACGGCGUUACGGACUCUUAUUCCCACCGAGCCGGUGGACAGAAAGCUGUCAAAGAUUGAGACUCUGCGCUUAGCCUCCAGUUACAUCUCACAUCUGGCCAAUGUGCUCCUGAUAGGGGAUGGAGGAGAGGACGCGCAGCCGUGCGUGAGCGCGGUGUACAGCGCGCAGGGGGACAGCGGAGGAAAGCAGCCACGCACCAUAUGUACUUUCUGCCUCAGCAGCCAGAGAAAAGGGAUAAAAGAUGGGAAUGACUGCGUCCGCAUGCGGGGAAUCGCUUCAUUGCGCGUCACACGCCGGUAGCAGCAGCAGCAGCAGCGCGUGAGAUGAAACCGCCACUCAGGGAGCGCGAGAGGUGAGCGAGACUCCUCGCGACGGAGAUUCUCGGAAGACUCGCCAUUCAAACAAGCGUUGAUUUUAAAUUUUGUACUUUUCUGUGUGUGUUUUGUAUAGAGAUAUGAACAUUUAAAAUGCAGUGCAUAAAAUAUUUUUUUUUCUUUUUCGUUUUCUUUUUUAAAAAGAGAAUUUAUACAUUUUAUACACAAACUGUGAGAACACCAUGGUGAAAUAAAAUAUAUUUUUUUCAAAUUUUAAAUGUCCUCUGUCAGUUAUGUGGAUGGCACAUGAAAAAAGAAGCACUUUUAUAAAUGUUUUGGGUUGAAAGGAUUUUUCUUUAAAUUUUAUUUUUCCAGUAAAUCUGCUGACCAAUAGAAGACGAUGCUUAGAAUUAAGCAUCAAUUCAUUUUUCAUUAAUUCAUAUUUAUAGCACAAAAAUUCAUCUCAGUGGGAUUUUAACAUAAUAACAUUUAUAGCAUAUGGAUGAUUAAACUUCGGAAAUAAAGACCUUUGCCCAAUUGCUAGAGCAUUUAUAAUGAUUUUUGUUGCUUUUCUGGUUUUGUAUCUCUUCAGGGUUAAAAAAACAAAUAGGCCUACAAAAAAAGAUGGAAGAACAGUUGUGGGCUCAGGAGAUUUAGGCAGGGUUUCAAGUCAAUCAGUCAUCUGAAACUAAACAUUAAUUCAAAUUCAGAUAAAACUCAUUAAUCAUCUCUUUACAUAACUAUUAACUCCUCUCAUUCUCUGUGUGGUCCUUUUCUCAUUGUUUAGUUGGUUUGUAACUUCUGUAAAGGACAGAAACCAAAUGCCUGACUUUUUAAAUUCUUUUAUAUCUCUCAUUCUGUCUCCAUGUGUUUUUGAAAUCUGGGAUGUAUUAGUCACGGUAAAUACUACCCUUCGGUCAGCACGGGGACCUGCUGCAGCUGUGCAUCUGUGAGCUGCAUAAAUCACCAUGAGGGUCAGCUUGGAAAGUGGGGUGGGGGUAAUAUAGAGCAAGAGAAAGUGUAAGAGGGGGGAUUGAUAAAGAGAAAGCAGUGUCGAAGGUCUGGGUGAAGAUUAAGCAAGCUCUUGGAUGAAGGUCAUAGGUUACUGUACAUACAAGUUGAGUGGGUGUUUUAAAAUCACAGUCAAAAAUAGAUCUAUAAUUGUUAAUAUCCCAAUUCUGUGAACUUAUAUAAAGAAACUAACCUUGGGUGAACUGGUUGAGAAAGGAAAACCUUAAAUAACCCAAGAGACAUCAAAUAUGUUGUGUCUGAUCUCUCCUCCACUGCUCUAGAUUUAAAGCUGUUGUUUGUUCCAUCCCA